AUGCUCGUCGUUGCCCGAGACCUCGUUCGAUACUCCGAGACGGCGCCAUCUGACGUUGAGAUCCACCCCGAGAAGUCCUCAACGCUGAAGGUCGGGCCCAUCGUCGGCAUCGGCGCCGGUUGCCUCAUCUUCGUGCUGGCUGCCGCCUGUGGGAUCGCUAUUUACAUGCGGCGGAGAAGGGAACGCCGCGAGAAACGCCCCGAAGACGACGCAAUCUCCCUCGAGUCCGGCCGAGGCCGGUCUUAG
This is a messenger RNA of Phialemonium atrogriseum, 246 nucleotides long. RefSeq lists its product as uncharacterized. The record is from RefSeq and is a predicted model, not a curated record. Bases 1 to 246 code for a protein of 81 amino acids. The transcript has a single exon. Lineage: Eukaryota; Fungi; Ascomycota; Sordariomycetes; Cephalothecales; Cephalothecaceae.